AUGAGGCUCACACGCACCAUUUCCAUUGUGGGCGUUCACUGCGCCGGCAAAGUCGGCGACGUGAUUGUCGGCGGCGUCUUCAACCCACCACACUGCAAGACGAUGUACGAAAAGCUACUAUACUUCCAAAAUGAAGCAGACGACAUCCGAAAAUUCCUUAUGAACGAGCCCCGCAGCCGACCUGCAAAUGUGCAUGAAUCUUGUUCUGUCUCCUUGCGAUCCUCGCGCAGACGCAGGAUUGCUCAUUAUGGAAAGCGACGAAUACCCGCCUAUGUCCGGGGGAAACACCAUCUCUACGGCAACGGUGUUGCUUGA
This is a messenger RNA of Aspergillus chevalieri, 315 nucleotides long. RefSeq lists its product as uncharacterized. Lineage: Eukaryota; Fungi; Ascomycota; Eurotiomycetes; Eurotiales; Aspergillaceae. The transcript has a single exon. Bases 1 to 315 code for a protein of 104 amino acids. The record is from RefSeq and is a predicted model, not a curated record.